Messenger RNA from Polyodon spathula (Mississippi paddlefish), 1007 nucleotides. Its product is annotated as endothelial differentiation-related factor 1 homolog. The record is from RefSeq and is a predicted model, not a curated record. The transcript is spliced from 5 exons. NCBI's taxonomy places the organism in Eukaryota, Metazoa, Chordata, Actinopteri, Acipenseriformes, Polyodontidae. Gene Ontology annotation, cellular component: nucleus. Gene Ontology annotation, molecular function: DNA binding. The coding region runs from base 141 to 587 and encodes 148 amino acids.
UAAGGUGGUCUAGUAGUGUUAACAAAAAUUGUUUAAAUAAAGCUAGAGGAAACGUGUACCAAGGUUUGAAGGUAACGGCUGUGAAUGUGUUUGUCACAUAAACGCAUUUAGUUGAAAGUUAAUUAAAACCAUACAUUACAAUGGCAGAGAGCGACUGGGAUACUGUCACCGUCCUGAGGAAGAAGGGCCCGACCGCAGCGCAGGCGAAGUCCAAACAGGCAGUUGUAUCGGCACAGAGAAGAGGGGAAGAACUCGAAACAACCAAAAAAUGGUCUGCAGGACAAAACAAACAGCAUCUGGUGACCAAAAACACAGCCAAGCUUGACCGGGAAACAGAAGAGCUUCACCAUCAGAGGGUCCCAUUAGAGGUGGGGAAAGUCAUCCAGCAAGGAAGACAGAACAAAGGGAUGACGCAGAAAGACCUGGCCACUAAAGUCAAUGAAAAGCCCCAGAUCAUUGCAGAUUAUGAAUGUGGGCGAGCCAUUCCCAACAAUCAGGUCAUGGGCAAGAUUGAGAGAGCCCUUGGCUUGAAGCUUCGUGGGAAGGAGGUUGGGCUUCCCCUCGAGGCGGGACCAAAAAAGAAAUGAACACAAAGCCUCGAAGUCGGCUCCCGUUUCCAGGGGGCUGAUCUCGUCUGGUUUGACCUGUUCAAAAACCAGAAUCUCCAUUGCCAAGCUGAAUAGUGGAGGUGUUUCAGACUUGCUUUAAAAAAAAAAUAUUCUCUUCCAUGGCUGUGAUGUAAAAUAUGGGUGUUGGUAUUGGCGGUCGGAGGAGGACGUGUUCUCUAAUUUGUGGCUGAAGUCUGUAUUCCAGGAUUUUAUCGUGGGCAUUUGACUGAGUGCAAAUCUUUUUUUAAAUCAGUAAUUUGUUGCCUCCAUUUUAGCUGUGCUUUUAUAGUGCGUCUCUCGUUUCUUGGAAUCAUGGGGAUACUUGUUCACUUCAGCUGGGAACAAUUCAAAGUACUUUUUGUUUUGGAGAAAUAAAAAUUGGAACCUUUUAGCAUUUCA